AUGCAAACGUGUAAUACAAAUACAAAUUAUAGAGACACAUCUAAUAAUUUAUUAUUAAAUACACAAAAAAUUGAAAAAAAAGAAACAAAAUUUGGACAAAUAUUUGUAAUUGAUAUGAUAAAGAGUGUGAAUGAUAAAGCAAAUAAUAUGAAGGAAGAAAAGGUGUUUGAAACAAGCCCCAUUAUGCCAGUAGAAUCUAUUAAAAAUGGUAAUGAUGUAGAAGUAGAUAAUGGCGUGCCUAAAGUUAAGAUAAAUAAAGAACCCGUUAUUUUAAUAGACAAAGUCGAACGUUGUUUAGUAGUAGAAUGGUAUGAAAAUGAUAUAAGAAGAGAGCAAAGGAUAUCUUAUAAAAAAUAUGGUAAUGAUAAAGCUAAACUAAGGGCAAAGGAAUUAAUAGAAAAAUUAAAAUCAGGAAUUACAUUUGAACAAUUAUAUCCAGAUAAAGGGCCACCAAUUGUAAAACUUUAUGAAAAUAUAGGAGAUUAUAAAGUUUCAUUAAUUAGAGAUAGAAUAGAAAGGGAAUGGAGAGUUGAAUGGAUAGAUAAUGGCGAAAAUAUGAAAGCAAGGUGGUCAUGUAAAAAAGUUGGAAAUGAUGAAGCUCAAAAAAGAGCAGAUGCAUUUGCAAAAAGUAUGAUAAAAGGAAUAUUUAAUCCAAUAUUAUUACACAAAGCAACUGGGACAAGAUUUUCAAGAUCUGAUCAUACAGUUGUUAAAAUAAAUGUAUAUAUGAAAAAAAAUAUUAAAAGAAAAAAAAAAAACAAAUCAACUAUUGUGAAAAAUGAAAAAAAUACGACAAUUUCAACUGGGACCAGAGAAGGUUUAAGACGGCUCCGAAACAAUAACAACAUUGUCAGCAAUAAUAAUAAUAAUAAUAACAGUAAUAAUGAUAGUAAUAGUAAUAAUGAUAAUAAUAAUAGUAAUAACAGUAAUAAUAAUAAUAAUAACAGUAAUAAUGAUAGUAAUAGUAAUAAUGAUAAUAAUAAUAGUAAUAACAGUAAUAAUAAUAGUAAUAACAGUAAUAAUAAUAGUAAUAACAGUAAUAAUAAUAGUAAUAAUAGUAAUAAUAGUAAUAAUAAUAGUAAUAAUAGUAAUAAUAAUAGUAAUAAUAAUAGUAAUAAUAAUGAAUAUUCUAGAUCUGUUUUGAAAAAUAUAAAUGAGAGUGAAAAUACAUUGGAAACUAAAUUAAUUUCUAAUAAUAUAAACAAAACAUAUAAUACCGAAGAAAAUAAUGUAAAUAUUCAAAAAAUUAAAGGAAAUACUACAUAUUAUAUAAAUACAUGUGAAAUUAUUAAAGCUGAACAAGAUAAUUCCCCCAAAAAACGAGCAUAUACAUUUAGAGGAAAAGGUAGUAGAAGUACACGAUUAAGAAAAUUAUCUAAAACAAAUAAUAAGGCAUCAAUUAAUGGUAAUAAUGUAAAUAAAAAAGGAAGAGCAAAUAAUCAAUAUAAUGAUUCAAAUAGAAAUAGAUAUGCAAUUAAAAAUCAACAUGUUGUAAAUAGUGCAAACAAUUUAUAUAAUAUGUCUUUAGAAAAAAAUGGGAUUAUAUGGAAUAAUAACAACAAUGAAAUGAAUAAUAAUAUAAAAGAUAUUUAUUAUAAUAAUAUGCAAAACAUAUGCGAAAGAUAUCAAAUAAAUAAUAAUAUUCAUAAUGGUGUAAAAGUUGAUACUAUCGAUAAUAAUUUGGACAGAACAGAAUAUUCUGUACAUAUUCCAUAUUUAGAUAAUUAUAAUAAUAAUUAUAGUUUUUUAAAUUAUAAUAUUGAAAAUUAUAUUCAAAACAAUUUACAAAAUAAUCAAUAUAAUGUAAAAGAUGAUUUAAGAGAAUUAUAUCAUUAUGCAAAUUCAAAUAAUUUUAUAAAUUGUGAACUAGAAAUAAAUAACGGUUUAUAUACAAUUGGGAACAUGAAUAAAGAUAUGAAUUUGAUUUCUGAUUCUAAUUUACAAAAUAAAAAUUAUUAUCAUAUUAAUAAUAGUGAUGGAUGUUUAGUUAAUUAUAAUAAUAACAUAAUAAAUAAAAAUCAAAAAUUCGACGAUGGAAAUAUUAUAAUUGUUUCUACUGAAAAUUUUAAUUGUGAUAUUAUUCAAAAUGAUUGUAAAGAUAAUAAUGUUUUAAAUUCAGAAAUAUAUAGAAAACAUAUAUUGAAUGAUGAAGAAAUAAGUGAUGAGAAUAGAAUAAAUAAAUUGGAAACUUCAAAAAUAAAUAAUAUGAAAGGUUUAAAUUCCAAAAGAAAUGAAUUAACAUCUAAAGAAAGAAAUAAUGCAAUAAAUGUUAUAGAUAAAAAGGUUGAAAAGAAUGAUAACAUAAAUGAUGUUUCUAUUUUUCAAAAUGAAUUCGAAAACAAUUCUAGUUGUUCUAAAGGGGGGUUACUUACAAAUAAAAAAGCUAACCAAAAUGAAAAAAGUGAAAACAAUAAAAAUAUUUUAAAUGAAACUCCAUUUUAUUGCAUAUCACAUAAUGAAAACUUAAACAAAUUCGAAUAUAUUGUUAAUAAUGAUUAUGAUUUUUAUGAGACGGAUAAUGUUAAAAAAAAUGGUCAACGAAGAAGUACAAUUAGUAAUGGAUAUAAUGAAAAUAGUGAAAAAAAUGAUGAAUAUUUAAAAAAUAGUUUUUUUGACAAUAUAAAUAAAUCUAAAACAUCUAUUCAAAAAAGACGAACUAGAUAUUCAAGUUUAAGCAGGUUAAAUACAAAUGACCAUACAAUAUGUUCAAACGAAACCCUAAAUAAUAAUUAUGAUUAUUCAUUUAAUAAUGAAAUGAAUGAAAUUAAGGAUAUAAAUAAUUUCUAUAAAUAUGGGGGACAAGAAAAUUAUAUGAAUACAUACAUAAUUAAUAGUAAUGAUUCAAAUUUAAGAAUAGAUGAUAAAGAUGAAAAUAAAAAUGUUAGUGAAAAUAUUGAAGGAAAAAUAUAUCAUAGUUAUAAUGAUAUGUUAACUAUUGAUGAAAAAUUGAGAAUGAAUAAUAGAAAGAGUAUUAGUAAUAUAUAUAUAAAUGAUAAGGAUUAUAAAUAUGACAACAAUUUAAUAUGUUAUGAAAAUAUAGAAUUAAAAAAAUUGAUUCCUGAAAAUACUUCAAUCGAGUUUGUAGAAAAUCCAAGAGGAUAUAGAGUUCCAUAUAUUUAUCAAUAUAAAAUGUUUUAUGAAUAUUUUGAGAUCCCUUUAAAUGCAUCCCCCAAAUUGAAAAUCCAACAAAUAUAUAAUGCACUAUUAUUUUGUUUACAUAUAUUAUCAGUUGGAUGGAAUGUUAAUAAAAAUGAAUGUAUUGAAAAUUAUUUAAAUGCAUUGUCUAAUCCAUCUUUUAAAAAUAUAGUAAUGAAUAAUUAUAUGACAGAUUCCGUAAUUAAUAAUAUAUAUAAUGUCGGAUAUAAUUUACCUAAUUCUAAUUAUAAUAAAAUGGGAUCAAUUGAUGAUAUGAAUAGUAAUUUAUUUUCUUGUACAUCAUUGAAUAAUAUAAAUAUGUAUAAUCAGAAAUAUUUUACAAAUAAUUUAGAAAAUGUAAAUAUUGAAUCAGGCUUAACUACUAGUUCUGUAAUACCCGUUUCUACUAGUACAUCUAACAUAGAUGGAACAUAUUUAUUAAUAGACAAUGUAAAUGAUUCUGGAAUGGUAAGUAAUUCUAGUAGAAUAAAUAUAAAAGAUGAGACGUGUUUGAAUAAUACUGAUUUAUAUAAUAAUAUAAACAAUAAUACAGAUGCUCAUAAUUAUAGCAAAAACAAAAAAUUUGAAGAAAUUAAUAAUAUAGGAAAUGUAGUAAAUUUAAAUAAUAUAAAAGAUGCAAAAUCUAUUCCUGAUAUGGUGCAUUUAAGGGAUAUAAAUAAUUUAUACAAAAACACGAUUUUUUAUAAUAUAAAUAGUGAAGAAUGUGAAAUGAAUAAUAUAACUAAUAUUAAUUUGACUAACAAUUUAAACAAUCCAAUAUAUAUAAAUCAUAUUGAUAAUAAUAAUUUAGAAAAUAUGAAUAAUCAUAAAAUAAUUAUUUGUUCAAAUGAGUUAAAUAAUGUAACAAAUAAAAAUUAUAUUAAUAGUGUGAAAAGCACUGUUAAUUUAAACAAUAUAUAUCAAACUAGCAAUUUUAAUGAUAUAAAUUCUACUUCUAACACAGAAUACAAAUUAUUAAAUGGUCAAGAUUUAUCAAAAAUAGAUAACAUUAAUGGUGGUUAUAAUAUUAAUUAUAUGAAAGAUAAUUUAAAUAAUGUAAAUUUAAAUAACUUUAGCGUUGUAAACCAAAUAAAUAUGGUUAAUGCAAGUGACCAGCAUUUACAAAAUGGAAAUUAUGGUGUAGAUAUAAACAAAAGUUUUAAUUAUUUAAAUAAUGAUGAUAAAAAAAGUAUAAUUAUGAAUAAUGAUUUAGUAAUUAAUGAUGGGAAAAUAUGUUCUAAAGAAAACAUAUCAAAUUCAUAUUAUAAAACAAUGAACAAUAAUAAUUAUCAAUUAGAUGAAUUAGGAGGCAAUUGUUUCGUUGAUUCGUCUUUAUCUGCUUCUAAUAAAAAAGGAGACAUAUAUGAAACCAAAGAUUCAAUUAAUGAUAAAAAUGAUUCUAAAACAGAUGUAAAAGAAAACUUUGAUAAGGAAAAUGUAGAGAUAAUAAAUCGAAAUAAUAACUCUUUGAAAGAAUCGAACUGUUAUACUAUGAAAAAUUAUAAUGAUUCUAUGAUCGAUAUGAAUAGAAAUGAUUAUUAUUCAGAUUUGAGUAUCAAUGAGAAUAAUAAAAUAGAUGUGGGUUCAAAUUUAUCUAGAACCCAUGAAUCUAAAGAUAAUACAAUCGAAAAUAAGGAGUAUAAUGAUAAUAAUGUAAGUAAGGAUGAUAUAAACUUAGUAGAAGAAAGUAUUAACAAUAAUGUUGUCGCAAAAAAGAAUGAUUGUAUCAAUAAAAGUUUAAAUAUACAAGAAAAUAUAAUAUCAAUAAAUAAUCAAAGCUGUGUUUCUAACAUGAUGAAUAUGGUUUAUAAGGAAAAUGGAGAUAAUGUAAAUAAUAAGAAAGAAAGUUCUUUAAAACAUGUUUUGAAUAAUGAUAAUAUUAAUAUUGAAAAUGUUGAUAAAAGAUGUUCUUUUUCUAUGAAUUAUAAUUUACAAUCAUGUAUUAAUGAAAAUAAAACUGAGGAAAUCGAGAAUAAUUGUGAUACAAAUAUUAAGAAUGAAUUUAGUAGAAAAAAUAGUUUGAGUACAGAAUUUCAAAAUAAUAUAAUAAAUUGUAACAAUUUUGUAGAACAUGAUAUUAUAGAUAUUACAAAUUUGAUAAUUAAUAAUAAUAGUGAAAAUAUGAAUUAUAAAGAAAACCCUAAAUGUACAAAAAAUAGUAUUUAUAAUAAUAAAGAAUAUAAGAAUGUUGAAAAAGAAAAAAAAUUAGACGAUAAUAUUAUAAAUAGACAAACACAAUUUAAUAUUAGUAAUUCUUGUUAUAAUUUAAAUAUAAGGAAUAAUGAGAAUAAUCAAAAUAUUAUGAACAAUAAUAUUAGAUGUAAUGAUUUAGUAAAAAAUAAUAAUAUUAAUACUAUUAAUCAUAAUAUAGAUAAGUGUGAUGAAAUGACUUAUAAUGGAUAUAUAAAGGAUUCUAAAAAUAAUACAAAUGUAGGAUCUAUAUAUUUAUCAUCAAUAAAUUUAAUUAAUGAUUCUUAUAAUUAUGAUUUUUUUUCAAAUACAAAAAUUAUUGAUAAAUUAAAAUCUACUUCUAAUUCUAGUACUACAAAUACAGAAUAUUCCUCGAGUAAUAUUAUGAACUCAGAUAGUAUUAAUAAUGGUUGUAUAUCGAAUAAUAUAAAUCCCCAGAUUCAUAAUAUAUUGAAUAAAUAA
Plasmodium berghei ANKA is the source of this 5787-nucleotide messenger RNA. Its product is annotated as AP2 domain transcription factor, putative. Bases 1 to 5787 code for a protein of 1928 amino acids. The record is from RefSeq and is a predicted model, not a curated record. Lineage: Eukaryota; Apicomplexa; Aconoidasida; Haemosporida; Plasmodiidae. The transcript has a single exon.